AUGGCGACAAAUGAUACCCCAGAACUAACUGCGUGUUCCGCAUCAACGCCAACCGCUGAGGUCUUUCCCCAGAGCAGCUUCUUCCAGGAGCGCAGAGCGCCCGCGCUACCCUCGCCAAAAGAGAUCAGGGCCCUGAAUGAGGCAUCAGGCCACUACCGUGCCAGAUCCUUGAGCCAUCCGCCCCCCGUUCUUGUCCCAUCCUUGGGACUGGCCGUCAAGUAUGGAGCCGACGUGACUAUCGCCGAGGCUGAGACUCAGGUGUUGAUGCGUGAGAAACUAAAAGACCGUGUCCCAAUUCCCGAGGUCUUCGGCUGGGCUGAAGAUGGCGGACAAAUGUUCAUAUACAUGUCUUUGGUCGAGGGUGAUACUCUACAGGCAAGAUAUAGUACCAUGAGUCAAAGGGAGCGGCAGGCUGUCUGCAAGGAGCUACGAUCUAUGGUGAAUGCCUGGAGGGCCAUAACCCAAGAACGAGACAGAUAUAUUGGGAGCAUAAGAAAGCGCCCGCUGAAUGACAUCUUCGUCACUGGCCAACCAGAUCGCGUAGGGCCCUUCCUCGGGCCAGAUGCCGUCCAAGAGUUUCACAAUACAUGCGGAAUCGAUAUUAGCAGCGAGAUUCCGAUCGUCUUUACCCACAACGACUUUUGUCCGCCCAAUAUACUCUUAUCACGUGGUCCUAGCCCGAAGGUCGUGGGCAUUAUUGAUUGGGGCCAAUCAGGAUGGUAUCCUUCAUAUUGGGAGUAUUGCAAGGCACGGAGAGUAGGUGUCGUGGAUGAGGCAUUCACUUCUGCCCUUCAAGAGGAAUGGCACACUACUUAUCUGCCUCAGAUCAUGGAUAUGGUGGAUGAUGAGAGUUUUUACCACCCUUGGCUGUAUUUCAUGUUGUCUAACAUCUGA
This is a messenger RNA of Fusarium vanettenii 77-13-4, 894 nucleotides long. RefSeq lists its product as uncharacterized. The transcript is spliced from 2 exons. The record is from RefSeq and is a predicted model, not a curated record. Bases 1 to 894 code for a protein of 297 amino acids. Lineage: Eukaryota; Fungi; Ascomycota; Sordariomycetes; Hypocreales; Nectriaceae.